This is a messenger RNA of Drosophila suzukii, 1059 nucleotides long. The record is from RefSeq and is a predicted model, not a curated record. NCBI's taxonomy places the organism in Eukaryota, Metazoa, Arthropoda, Insecta, Diptera, Drosophilidae.
GGAUCUCAGUAAGUUUAAAGUUAAAGCAAUCAAGCAUCCUUUCUGAUGUUUUGAAACCCAUUAGAAACCCGCGAUUUUUGGAUUACUCUUUUAAAUAAAGAGCGCAGAGCCAAUAAGCUACAAAACAAUGGUAGAUUCCAUCAGAAAAUUACAUCCGAACUAGUGGCGACCUUGCGCCCGGAGUUUCCUUCUGAGUCAAUUCAGAUCAAUCUUUUCGGCUCGCGAAUUUUGGGCUUGGCCGGACCUGACUCGGAUCUUGACAUAUAUGUGGAUAUUGACAAUUCUAGCACUAUAUACAGCACAACUGUGACUGAAAAAGUUCUUCAUGAAGAGAAAGUCAUUACCAAAGCCCUACAAAACAAUCGCUCGAUGUGGGCCUUUCUAAAAAAAUCGGGAGGUAAACGUCCUGUAAUUGUUGUCCGGCACAAGAACUCGAAUGUCCAGUGCGACAUUAGCUUUACGAACAGCUUAACCUAUGGCCAGAACAAGCUGGUUAUCUACAUAUUUGAACUGCAGCCCGUCGCUCGAUUGAUGGUCAUCUAUCUACGGGAAUGGGCGGAAAAACAUCAGAUUAAGUCCGUCUUUCGCAGCCACUUGCUUGUACUAAUGGUUAUAUUCUUCCUGCAAGUUCGCGGAUAUUUACCAUCUGUGUUCCAACUUCAAAGUGGUCUAAGUCCCAAUGUUGGUCCAUGGAUAACUACAUUUUGUAAAUUAAAUUUGUACGACUUCAAGAUGAACAAGAUUCCGUUAAAUGCUGACCAGACUCGCCAGAAGCUCGCAGAAUUUUUUAGCUAUUAUUCGACAUUCAAUUUUUCGCGGAUGAUUUGUCCAUAUUUGGGAAGAGAAGUCUGGCGCCGCGAGCUUAAAUACUUAAUGCCUCAAAGAUGCCGACAAUUCGUAGGCCGAAAAAGAUUUGCUAAUUCACCUGUUGCUAUUCAGGACCUGGUACACCUGACAUUCAACAAGGGGGCGUCUAUUCAACGAUCGGACUUGGACUGCUUUCUACAAAAAUGCUGGUCAGAAACAAAAGGAUUCUUCAAUACUUGACUCAUUCAAGCU